Cylicostephanus goldi is the source of this 1590-nucleotide messenger RNA. The record is from the annotation of a GenBank genome assembly. Lineage: Eukaryota; Metazoa; Nematoda; Chromadorea; Rhabditida; Strongylidae.
AUGUUGUUCAAUUCCAUGGAUACAUUCUUUUCUUACGGGCUUCUAUCCGGUGAUAAGGUGUACUGGCGUUUCGUCAGAGAGUUUUUGCCGAGGACGCAGCAAAAUCUCUUACGAGCCGAAUGGGGCGAUAUUGAUAACAGACGCUUGUCGAUUGCUUGGCUCAAAGAUGCAUUCAACAAGGGAACGCUUCAUUUCCAAAUGCUCGCUUUUAGGAAUAACCGUAAAAUAAUCGCCCGCUUUUAUCAUCGAAAUGCUUGUAUGAGUAAUGGUGGUAUGCUUGAAGCAGUGACAGAUAUGAUUGUGAGCCUUGUGAAUGUCCAGUUUGCGUUCUAUUCCACUCUGAAUCUUCGUGUAGAACCAGCUCAAGCGGUUGUGGUCAUGACACCCACUGCACCGAUUGUGAAGGCGAAAACCAAGCGAAGGAAAAGGGAGGAGAGCGAGCGUGACCUGGGACCCGUCGUAGUAGAUAAAUUACCGCCACCCAUUCAGGCAACAGUGGUUCCAACACCGAAAGAUCAGGAGCUCAUACUGGAUGAGUUAGUUAGGAAUCGUCGAAGUCGGCUGCAAAGCCUCAUGGAGUCAUCUAGCUUUGAUAAGAAUGACGAGAAUGCUGAUUCUGGAAUGAACACGAGUGGAGAUUCUUCGGAACAACCUGUAAGAAACGAAGCUUUCGAUGAGUUAAGGCUGCAUUCUGGUGACAUUCUAAAGCUAGCUAUGAAUGUUUAUGUAGACGAAGGAGAACGAUUGCUGCAUAUGUACCAUGUGUAUCAAAAGUUUGCUGCUGGAACACCUCAGCAAAGGCUACUCGCGGUUACCGACCAUAACAUCUAUGUAAUAACGCAGAACGUAGAGCUCAUCCUGGAUGAGUUGGUUAGGAAUCGUCGAAGUCGCCUGCAAAGUUUAAUGGAAUCAUCUAGCUUUGACAAGAAUGACGAGAAUGCUGAUUCUGGAAUGAACACAAGUGGAGAUUCUUCAGAACAACCUGUAAGAAACGAAGCUUUUGACGAGUUUGCUGCUGGAACUCCUCAGCAAAGGCUACUUGCGGUCACCGAUCACAACAUCUAUGUAAUAACUCAGAAUGUUGUGCUAGAAGAUUCAGCGCAGCCAGGAGGUUUCGAGGAGGGCGGCCAUCGUAACGUUUUCUACGAAGUUCAUGUGGUCAUUUCGUUACCUAAUGUGGACUACAUAGGUGUUUCGAGAGACGCACAAGUCCUUAUUCUGUACGCCAAGAGCGGUCUCCCUUUUCGAGUCAUGAACGAUGUGGAAGGAACCAAAGACAAAACCUGUGCGAUAGCUACAGGCGAUGUUCAGCUAGGAAACGCCAUAGUGAAGACAAUUACGACUGCUGCCGAGAGCGGCAAUCACGAACCACCUGCCGUUUUUACAGAAAGCACUCCUUACUCUUUGAUACUCAAACGAUACCUCACAAAAGAGUUGAAUGGAGCGGUGAGCCCGCACAUCGAGUUGCAACACUUUGCACUUGUUUAUUGGAAAGAGUCUUCUGCGUUGGUAGAUAAACAGGGUGCGGAGACUGUUGGAUAUCUGUAUAGAAGGAUGGUACACCCGAAUUGGUGGAGAAAGCCUCCUGCU